GCUAAAGUCACAGAUUCAUCAGGGGCGUAUAUUGUGAGAUCGAAAUGUGAAACUCCUCGUUUCGAGAUAUCGCCUCCCAUGCUCGAAUCGCGUAUGGAUACAGACGAAGUUGUGCCAACUUGUUGGUGAAGAACGAGUGGGUACCUUCCCCAGACGCCUCGCCCAGAACAGGGUCCACAGACGCUACCGGUAUCGUCACUCUCAAGCAUCCACCUAGUGCCUCAAUCCUCGCCUGAAACACCAACACACGCCUCACACUGCACACCUCUUCGCUCCUCCAUAGCACGCCGUGUAACCAACCCGCAACUUCUCUCACGCCGCGCGAACUGAUAUCCCUCGGCUUCCGCACCAAAGACCACAGCCAUGUCCGAUGCCUACGAGCGCGAACGGCAGAACAACUCGCGCCUGGACGAGCUCAGCGCAAAAGUCUCGGCACUACGCGGCGUAACGAUAGACAUCUACGACAAUGCGCGGGAUCAGGGCGUUAUCGACUCGACGAGCGAGACAUUCUCCUCCUUCUCCACAUCGCUGAAAGGCUCCGCCGGCCGCCUGACGCGCAUGGCCGCGAGCGGGAACAAAGUCGCGGUUCUCAAGCUGUCGGGCAUGUUAAUCGGCGUCGUGCUGGUUCUGUACUUUUUGUACAAUCUGGCAUUCUAGGCGCUGACCUGCCUCGAGGAACUGCCUUCGGCGCUCGUGACGGCCGCCAUGAUGUUGGCUGCUUGGAUCUCGGACAGGAUGUGCG
This is a messenger RNA of Didymella exigua CBS 183.55, 742 nucleotides long. RefSeq lists its product as uncharacterized. The record is from RefSeq and is a predicted model, not a curated record. Bases 364 to 657 code for a protein of 97 amino acids. Gene Ontology annotation, biological process: intra-Golgi vesicle-mediated transport. The transcript has 3 exons. Lineage: Eukaryota; Fungi; Ascomycota; Dothideomycetes; Pleosporales; Didymellaceae.